UCUGUCGUAAACCUGGCGCCGGACUAAAAUAAACCCGAGAUAAGAGAGCUCAGGGCUCGCCUCCCUCCUCCUUCCUCCUGCGCGGCGAGCGCUCGGCGCGCUCCGGAGCCCCCCUCUCUUGGCGCAGCCAGCCGGCCGGAGGGGAGCCGGCAGCCGCCCCGGGCUGAGCCCCCCCGAGCUCCCCCGCUGCCCGGCGGCCGAGCCAUGUCGCUGAGCCCCAAGCACACGACGCCCUUCUCCGUCACCGACAUCCUGAGCCCCAUGGAGGAGAGCUACAAGAAGUUCGGGGCGCUGGAGGGCGCCGGGCACCUGGGCUCCCCGCUGGGGGCUUAUCGCCAGGCGCAGGGCGCGCAAGCUGCCCCGGCCAUGCAGCAACACGCCAUCGGCGGCCACAACGGGGCGGCGGCCGGCGCCUACCACAUGCCGCACGGCGUCUCCCAGUUCCCCCACAGCGCCGUGGGGGGCUACUGCAACGGGGGGCUCGGCAACAUGGGCGAGCUGCCCGCCUACCCCGACAGCAUGCGGAACAGCGCGGCCGCCGCCGCCAGCGGCUGGUACGGGGCCAACCCGGACCCCAGGUACUCCACAAUCUCCAGGUUCAUGGGCCCCUCGGCCGGGAUGAACAUGGCUGGCAUGGGCACCCUGAGCGGCAUCGCUGAGGCGGCCAAGACCAUGGCCCCUCUCCACGCGGCGCCCCGGCGGAAGCGGCGGGUGCUCUUCUCCCAGGCGCAGGUCUACGAGCUGGAGAGGCGCUUCAAGCAGCAGAAGUACCUGUCGGCGCCGGAGCGGGAGCACCUGGCCAGCAUGAUCCACCUCACCCCGACGCAGGUGAAGAUCUGGUUCCAGAACCACCGCUACAAGAUGAAGCGGCAGGCGAAGGACAAGGCCACGCAGCAGCUCCAGCAGGAGCCCAGCCUGUGCCAGCAGCAGCAGCCCUCCCCGCGGCGGGUGGCCGUGCCGGUGCUGGUGAAGGACGGGAAACCCUGCCCGGGCAACCUCAGCAGCACCCCGGCUGCGCCCAACCAGCCGGCGCCCCAGGGCGCCUCCAGCGGCGGGCUCCCGGCGUCCAGCAGCGCCGCGCACCAGCACCAGAGCCAGCCGGUCAGCUCGCUGAGCCAGGCCCCGGAGCUGGAGGAGAUGUCGCCCAGCCCCCCCUCCCUCCACAGCCAGGUCGGCGGCAUGGCCCAGAUGGACACGGCCAACGUCGAUUACAGCAGCGGCCUUGUCAACCCCAACCUGCUGUACAGCAGGACGUGGUAACGCGGCGGGGGGGUGGGGGGCGGCCUGGGACUGCCUGGGGAGCGGGCUAGGAGCACCCCCCGCCGCCACCCACCCCAACCGUGCUGGCGCCUGCGGCUUUCUUCCCUGCGAGGCCGCCCCUGGAGGGGAAGAGCCGAGCGCCUUCCUCCGCUCUCGUUGUCGUGGUUGAGUUUAUUUUAUAUGAUCCAUUAUUAAGUAUUAUGACGAUUCCUUUUUCUAAAGACUUGAAUUGCAACCAGGUCUCUAACGCCGAGUUGCCAACGCUGCGGCAGACCGUGUGCGAGCCGGCGUGGACUUCUUCGGUGGGGCUGAAAGGCGGAUCCGAAGUCUCGCCCGUGUAGGGGCCGGGGGACGGGGGAAGGGAAGGGGAGAAAGAACUAAAACAAACCCACAGAAAAACCCUUGUUGCUUUAGGAUAUCUGAGGCCACUGCCCAGUACAGGUGCGGGCUUCCCUCCUGCGCGUCUGACUUCGGCUCUGGUGUAAUGUACCAGUAACCGAAUUAAAAGCUGACGCAGCAGAUUGACAAGAGUUAGUGUUUACCACCGUAAAGUCUCCGAUUUUUUUUUUUUAGGCUAGUUAAAAAAUACAAAAACCCAGUUGGUUGGUGUCUCUAUCUUAUAAACCAAUUGAAAGCGAACAAUAAAGCGUUUGAAGUGCAACUUAUCUGGUAGAAUUAAUUUUAUAAGGGUGCCCCUUAAGUGCAAUUUCAUUAUUAUUUGAUUGAAAGUAAAUUGAAUUGUAACUCAAGGUCGAUGAGGCAUACAGCAAUGUUAGCUGAGAACAGUUAUUGCCAUUUAGGUGACAGGGAAAGAAAAGCAGCGGUAACAAUCAGCUCGAGAAAAAAGACUUGUAUUAUACCCGCUGAGGAUAUUUUUACAGAAGAGCUUUUGAACUUUGAUGCUCAGAUUUAAAACCAAGUUUUAUUGUUGUUAAUUAUUAUUAUUUAGUAAGGAUUUGGAUGUAUGUUGACAAACCAACCACCCCUCUCACUACGUGUAAUAUGUGACCCGUCCCAACGGUGAAAGGUCGCCGGUUAAGUUACAUUUGACCUGAUGAAAUAAAGAAACUCGGAAAAAUUCCUCCAAAAUGUGUGACCUGCUCUUGGUAUCCCAGUAUAAUUUUACCCGAAGCUAAAUAUUGUUAGUAGAAAGCACUGAAUUAUUGCCAGCAGCAUAGCUACAGCUAUGAACGAGGGGGGGAUGAAACCUGAAAUGCCCAGCAGCCAGACCCUGAAAAUGCCAUCGGCUAGGGAGAAUGCUAAAUAUUAUGCUGGCUUUAGACAAUUAAAAAAAUCCAGGAAAAUAAAUUACAACAACGUGUUUUCUUCCUCCCGCCUCUUCCCGAAUACAAAAAAAUACAGAGAAACUAAAUAAACCUUAGACUUUUUCAGCAAUUUUUUAUAGUAUAAGAAAUCGCGGUUGCUCACAAAAAAAAUCUGUUUUAAUUGUACAAAAGACGUU
Molecule: messenger RNA, 2722 nt
Organism: Mauremys reevesii (Reeves's turtle)
Lineage: Eukaryota; Metazoa; Chordata; Testudines; Geoemydidae
Gene: NKX2-4
Product: NK2 homeobox 4
Exons: 2
Coding region: 205-1260 (351 amino acids)
Biological process (GO): cell differentiation; regulation of transcription by RNA polymerase II
Cellular component (GO): nucleus
Molecular function (GO): RNA polymerase II cis-regulatory region sequence-specific DNA binding; DNA-binding transcription factor activity, RNA polymerase II-specific
Source: RefSeq, a predicted model, not a curated record